AUGACGAAGCGCACCAAGACGGAGGGAAAAGGGGAGAGAGAACAAAAGUUGGCUGACCAGAAGAAUUUCCGUCAAAACGACAGAUACGGUGCCUCACUCCGAAAGCAGGUGAAGAAGAUGGAAAUCUCCCAGCACGCCCGAUAUGUCUGCACAUUCUGUGGCAAGAACAGCGUAAAGCGAAAGGCCGUGGGCAUCUGGGAGUGCCGAUCGUGUAAAAAGACCGUUGCUGGUGGUGCCUGGACUGUCUCGACACCUGCGGCUGCUACCACCCGAUCGACCAUCCGUCGUCUCCGAGAAAUUGCGGAAGUUUAA
This is a messenger RNA of Paracoccidioides lutzii Pb01, 312 nucleotides long. RefSeq names its product 60S ribosomal protein L43. The coding region runs from base 1 to 312 and encodes 103 amino acids. Gene Ontology annotation, cellular component: ribosome. The record is from RefSeq and is a predicted model, not a curated record. Gene Ontology annotation, molecular function: structural constituent of ribosome. The transcript is spliced from 3 exons. Gene Ontology annotation, biological process: translation.